Molecule: messenger RNA, 1001 nt
Organism: Lotus japonicus
Lineage: Eukaryota; Viridiplantae; Streptophyta; Magnoliopsida; Fabales; Fabaceae
Product: pyruvate dehydrogenase E1 component subunit beta-1, mitochondrial-like
Exons: 5
Coding region: 518-922 (134 amino acids)
Biological process (GO): pyruvate decarboxylation to acetyl-CoA
Molecular function (GO): pyruvate dehydrogenase (acetyl-transferring) activity
Source: RefSeq, a predicted model, not a curated record
GUGUUCUGUGUGAUUUUGUGUUGAAUUUUUUGCUAUAUAAGUGCCUGGUUUGGGUUUUCAAUGCCUAGAACUCAUUCACAAAAUUGUGCUAUCUACUAUCUACAUUGCUAUUUGGUGUGAUUUUGCAAGGUUUUCUCGAUGGCUUUCUUGGCUGCUGUGGGCAGUGUUGCAUCGCUCUGUCCUCCAAAUCACCUUCCCGAUUCCUUCUCUGAAGCAAAUCUAAGGUGAAGAUUGCCAGGUACAGCAGCUUGAUCUUCUUCCAGAUUUUGCACCCUAGCACACAUGAUCUAUAUUUAGCUCUAGCCUGGGUUUGGCGACAAGAAAGGCUGGGUCUUUGUGAGUAGCGAUUGGAAUCGGAUCCAUCCAGGUCUAUAUUUCUUGCUUUCGAUUCACCGCCUGCCUGAGAAGAAGCACGCGGUCACAGUCACGCCGCAGCCUCGUCGCUGGACAUCCGUCGUUCCCGCUCGCCCUCCACGGUGAGUCCAUUGUGAUUGAUUCGUUGAUUCACUCUGUCUCUAUGUUUGCUUUCUAUAUUUUCAUCAUUAUCUCAUUCAUAUUAUGUGUGCUUCCAUUUCACGUAAUCGCUUCUAUUCUCAGACAAUUCUCUUCCGCCGCCAAAGAGGUUUUGCUGCGAGAGGCUCUCAACUCCGCACUUGAUGAGGAAAUGUCAGCAGAUCCUAAAGUCUUUUUGAUGGGUGAAGAGCUUGGGGAAUAUCAAGGUGCAUACAAGAUAACCAAGGGUCUGUUGGAGAAGUAUGGCCUUGAGAGGGUUCUUGAUACUCCAAUCACUGGGGCUGGGUUUACUAGGAUUGGAGUUGGCGCUGCUUACUAUGGUCUAAGACCUGUUGUGGAGUUUAUGACAUUUAACUUCUCCAUGCAGGUUAGAGUUGAUCUUGAUUGCUUUCUUUCUUCCUUAAACUGAAUAUGCAGUUAUGUGGUUUAAUUUACUUCUUUAACCACUGCUCAAGUAAUGUUUAAUUUCCUUUGGUAGUGUCUCUUCC